CUUCCACCACUUCCUCCCGCCCCCCUUUUCGCCCCCGCAGGGACCGUGCCGCCGGGGACUUGGGGCGUAGUCCACCACCUCCAGGCACACGAGGCAGGGCACGCGCUCCUUGGUCGAGAAGGCGAAGGACUCGGAGGCAUGCAGGCGCCAGACGCGGUUGUAGGGGUUGCCGACGGGGACAUACACCAGGUUGGACGGGAGGAGGCGCCGGCCGAGCUCGCGGAGGGAGACCCGCAGGUUCGGAGUCCGCCUCUCUCGGGGGACGCUG
This is a messenger RNA of Nannochloropsis gaditana CCMP526, 268 nucleotides long. RefSeq lists its product as uncharacterized. The record is from RefSeq and is a predicted model, not a curated record. The annotation marks the transcript as partial. The transcript has a single exon.